CAGAAAAUCACCUCAAUUUAGCAAAAACUUGCCGGAGACGACGACGACGACGUUAACGUAACCCAUCGGCUCAGCAUCUGAGAAUUCUCUCUCCGCAUCCAUGGCAGAAAUGGGGCGGCCACUCCCUAAGUUUGGCGAAUGGGAUGUGAAUGAUCCUGCAUCAGCCGAGGGAUUUACCGUUAUCUUCAACAAAGCUAGAAAUGAGAAAAAGGGAGGCGGCAAUUCUGAUUCACACGUGAAGGACGAGCCUACUUACAAACAUGGCCAUGGGGAAGUUCUCGGGAAGCCUCAAUCUAAAAAAUGGUUUUGCUGUGUACGAGCGGAAUAACCGGGAGUGUUCUUGCCUCGGAAGGCCUUCGUCGUAUAUUUAAACCGAGCCCUAAAAUCGUAUGGAAGAGACUGGAGCUCAUCUCAGAAGCCAUGACAGGACAGGUGCUUUUUGGUGUCUGGUUAGAUCCUGUUCGAGUGAUGCCACUCUGAUGUGGGAUUUUAUGUAUGCAGAGAAACAUGUUUUUUCUUUAUACGUGAUGGGUUGUCGUUUCCGUUUGUAAACUCUUGCAAGAAAAUUGCUGUUUUAUUUGCUGAUAAUGUCAAGACACUCUUUUGAAGCUACAAGAAUGGAGAUGACCGCCAUGGGUUGUUUC
Molecule: messenger RNA, 644 nt
Organism: Tarenaya hassleriana
Lineage: Eukaryota; Viridiplantae; Streptophyta; Magnoliopsida; Brassicales; Cleomaceae
Product: RPM1-interacting protein 4
Exons: 3
Coding region: 101-328 (75 amino acids)
Source: RefSeq, a predicted model, not a curated record